AUGGAGAGCGCGCUGCCAAGGGCGGCGAUGCCCGAGCCCGACGGCGGCUCCAGGCCGAGGGAGCUUCGCGGCAGCUGGGUGAGCAGCGGCGGCCGCGCGGAGGCCUGGCGGGGAUCGCCCUGGGAGGCGGCGCGGCGGCGGGCGGCGGCCCAGACGCCCCAGGUGCUGGCGACGGCGGCAAGAGGUCGCUGCGGAGGGCGCGCCGCCUCGCAGAGCGGCGCCGUGGGGGCGCGGCAGGCGCAGCCGCCUGGCGACGCGGGCAGGCGCGAGAUGGACGUGGCGGAGAUGGUCCGCUUCCUCCGGAGGCGCCUGGACGAGCAGGGCAGGGUCAUCGCGAGCCUGCGGGCGGAGCUCUCCAGACGCGCGCCGCCCGCGCGGGCGGAGACGGCCGCGGGCCGCUGA
This is a messenger RNA of Prorocentrum cordatum, 402 nucleotides long. NCBI's taxonomy places the organism in Eukaryota, Dinophyceae, Prorocentrales, Prorocentraceae. The record is from the annotation of a GenBank genome assembly.